Caenorhabditis briggsae is the source of this 3027-nucleotide messenger RNA. RefSeq names its product Protein CBR-DPY-18 (gene Cbr-dpy-18). Lineage: Eukaryota; Metazoa; Nematoda; Chromadorea; Rhabditida; Rhabditidae. Gene Ontology annotation, molecular function: iron ion binding; procollagen-proline 4-dioxygenase activity; protein binding. The record is from RefSeq and is a predicted model, not a curated record. The coding region runs from base 1 to 3027 and encodes 1008 amino acids. Gene Ontology annotation, cellular component: endoplasmic reticulum. The transcript has 10 exons. Gene Ontology annotation, biological process: peptidyl-proline hydroxylation to 4-hydroxy-L-proline.
AUGCGUCUAGCACUUCUUGUGCUGGCACUGUUUGGCCAUGCCUCAGCAGACUUGUUCACUUCAAUUGCGGAUAUGCAGCAACUGCUAGAAACCGAAAGAAAUAUUCCAAAACUGCUGGACAAAUACAUUCAUGAAGAGGAAGAGAGACUCGUUCAGUUGAAGAAGCUGUCAGAGGAGUAUUCGAAAAAGAAUGAGCAAUCGAUUGCCAAUGGAAUGAAUGAUAUUGUGAAUCCAAUCAAUGCGUUCUUGUUGAUCAAGAGAAAGAUCUUUGACUGGAAAGAGAUCGAAUCGAAAAUGAAUGCUAACAAAGCUGGCAUUCAUGUGUCCUCAAUCACAGAUGAUAACUACGGUGUGCGUUAUCCAACUGCUGAUGAUUUGAGUGGAGCUGCCAUCGGAUUACUCCGUCUUCAAGACACUUAUCGUUUGGAUACCAAAGAUUUGGCCGAUGGAAAGAUUUAUCAGGAUCAAGGAAACUACACUUUCUCGGCAAAAGACUGCUUUGAGAUUGCUCGUGCUGCCUACAACGAGCACGACUUCUAUCAUACGGUUAUGUGGAUGGAAGAGGCUAAGAGAAGAAUGGAUGAUGAAGAGGAACCAACUGCUGAUAUGGAAGAUAUUCUCGAGUAUCUCGCAUUCGCUCUUUACAAACAAAAUAAUCUUAAACACGCUCUCAAAUUAACUGACGAGUUGUACAAAAUGAACCCAGCUCAUCCACGUGCCAAAGGAAAUAUCAAAUGGUAUGAAGAUCUUCUGGAGCAAGAAGGCGUUCGUCGCAGUGAGAUGAGAAAGAGCAUUCCACCAAUCCAAAACCGUCGUCCCGAUUCGGUCCUUGGAAACACUGAAAGAACAAUGUACGAGGCUUUGUGUAGAAACGAGGUUCCAGUUUCUCAAAAAGAUAUUUCCAAGCUGUACUGCUACUACAAAAGAGACCGCCCAUUCUUGAUCUACGCUCCAAUUAAAGUCGAAAUCAAAAGAUUCAAUCCACUUGCUGUCCUUUUCAAGGAUGUCAUUUCUGACGAAGAAGUUGCUACGAUUCAAGAACUUGCCAAACCAAAACUCGCAAGAGCCACUGUCCACGACUCAGUUACCGGAAAAUUGGUCACUGCCACUUACCGUAUCUCCAAGAGUGCCUGGUUGAAGGCUUGGGAGCAUGAAGUCGUCGAGAGAGUCAACAAGAGAAUUGAUUUGAUGACUAAUUUGGAGAUGGAAACUGCCGAGGAACUUCAAAUUGCUAAUUAUGGAAUCGGAGGACAUUAUGAUCCACAUUUCGAUCAUGCCAAGAAAGAAGAAUCCAAGAGUUUUGAGAGUCUCGGAACCGGAAAUCGUAUUGCCACAGUUUUGUUCUAUAUGCGUCUAGCACUUCUUGUGCUGGCACUGUUUGGCCAUGCCUCAGCAGACUUGUUCACUUCAAUUGCGGAUAUGCAGCAACUGCUAGAAACCGAAAGAAAUAUUCCAAAACUGCUGGACAAAUACAUUCAUGAAGAGGAAGAGAGACUCGUUCAGUUGAAGAAGCUGUCAGAGGAGUAUUCGAAAAAGAAUGAGCAAUCGAUUGCCAAUGGAAUGAAUGAUAUUGUGAAUCCAAUCAAUGCGUUCUUGUUGAUCAAGAGAAAGAUCUUUGACUGGAAAGAGAUCGAAUCGAAAAUGAAUGCUAACAAAGCUGGCAUUCAUGUGUCCUCAAUCACAGAUGAUAACUACGGUGUGCGUUAUCCAACUGCUGAUGAUUUGAGUGGAGCUGCCAUCGGAUUACUCCGUCUUCAAGACACUUAUCGUUUGGAUACCAAAGAUUUGGCCGAUGGAAAGAUUUAUCAGGAUCAAGGAAACUACACUUUCUCGGCAAAAGACUGCUUUGAGAUUGCUCGUGCUGCCUACAACGAGCACGACUUCUAUCAUACGGUUAUGUGGAUGGAAGAGGCUAAGAGAAGAAUGGAUGAUGAAGAGGAACCAACUGCUGAUAUGGAAGAUAUUCUCGAGUAUCUCGCAUUCGCUCUUUACAAACAAAAUAAUCUUAAACACGCUCUCAAAUUAACUGACGAGUUGUACAAAAUGAACCCAGCUCAUCCACGUGCCAAAGGAAAUAUCAAAUGGUAUGAAGAUCUUCUGGAGCAAGAAGGCGUUCGUCGCAGUGAGAUGAGAAAGAGCAUUCCACCAAUCCAAAACCGUCGUCCCGAUUCGGUCCUUGGAAACACUGAAAGAACAAUGUACGAGGCUUUGUGUAGAAACGAGGUUCCAGUUUCUCAAAAAGAUAUUUCCAAGCUGUACUGCUACUACAAAAGAGACCGCCCAUUCUUGAUCUACGCUCCAAUUAAAGUCGAAAUCAAAAGAUUCAAUCCACUUGCUGUCCUUUUCAAGGAUGUCAUUUCUGACGAAGAAGUUGCUACGAUUCAAGAACUUGCCAAACCAAAACUCGCAAGAGCCACUGUCCACGACUCAGUUACCGGAAAAUUGGUCACUGCCACUUACCGUAUCUCCAAGAGUGCCUGGUUGAAGGCUUGGGAGCAUGAAGUCGUCGAGAGAGUCAACAAGAGAAUUGAUUUGAUGACUAAUUUGGAGAUGGAAACUGCCGAGGAACUUCAAAUUGCUAAUUAUGGAAUCGGAGGACAUUAUGAUCCACAUUUCGAUCAUGCCAAGAAAGAAGAAUCCAAGAGUUUUGAGAGUCUCGGAACCGGAAAUCGUAUUGCCACAGUUUUGUUCUAUAUGUCUCAACCAUCUCACGGAGGAGGUACCGUAUUCACUGAAGUCAAAUCGACAGUGCUCCCAACCAAAAAUGAUGCUCUCUUCUGGUACAAUCUCUACAAACAAGGAGACGGAAAUCCAGAUACUCGACAUGCUGCCUGCCCAGUUCUUGUUGGAAUCAAAUGGGUCUCCAACAAAUGGAUCCACGAAAAAGGAAAUGAGUUCCGUCGUCCAUGUGGAUUGAAGUCUUCCGAUAAAGAACGAUUCGUCGGAGAUCUUGGAAUUGGACCAGAGCCAAGAGAUGCUCCAAAUCUUUCUCCGAACCUUGGAAAAGAUGUUUGGGAGACCAUUUAA